Messenger RNA from Carcharodon carcharias (great white shark), 632 nucleotides. Its product is annotated as cystatin-like. The transcript has 3 exons. Bases 49 to 465 code for a protein of 138 amino acids. The record is from RefSeq and is a predicted model, not a curated record. NCBI's taxonomy places the organism in Eukaryota, Metazoa, Chordata, Chondrichthyes, Lamniformes, Lamnidae. Gene Ontology annotation, molecular function: cysteine-type endopeptidase inhibitor activity.
AAACGCCUGCUGUUUGCAGUUGAGUCACUACACUUUGCUUCAUGAAACAUGGAUGUCAGCUGGCAGUUUCGCUGUGCUCUGUUCAACAUCGUUCUCAUUUCAGUCUCUACCAUUAAUGAGGGGCCAGGAUUUGAACCCAUUAAUCCUAAUAACGAGGAGGUCCAGAGCUCACUAGAUUUUGCAGUGGAAUCGUUCAACACAUUUUCAAAUGAUGACCAUCUCUUCAAAGUCACUCGGGUCGUGUCAGCACAAACACAGGAUGUUGGUGGAAUAUUGUAUAUUCUGGAUGUUGAGCUGGGAAAGACACAGUGCAGGAAGGGUGAUGAUGAAAAUUUGACAUCUUGCUCCAGAGUCGAGACAGCAGGAAGGUCUGAGAAUCUUCUCUGCCAUUUUGAAGUGUUGAAUGCUUUCUGGCGUUAUGAAAAAGACCUUCUGCGCAGCGACUGCAACCCAGUCACCAAAUAGGAGGUGAACAUUGUGUGUCCCUCGUCGCCUCGACUCAACUCCAGAAACUUUACUAAUUUCACAGCAGGCAAGGGGACUUGUGUGCGUUCCAAUAGCACAAUCCAGCUAACCUAUCAAACAGCUUCAAUCAAAUCUUUACAUUAAACAAUACAUAUGUCUACACACCA